Molecule: messenger RNA, 8277 nt
Organism: Drosophila hydei
Lineage: Eukaryota; Metazoa; Arthropoda; Insecta; Diptera; Drosophilidae
Gene: htk
Product: serine-rich adhesin for platelets
Exons: 6
Coding region: 397-7797 (2466 amino acids)
Biological process (GO): regulation of transcription by RNA polymerase II
Cellular component (GO): nucleus
Molecular function (GO): transcription cis-regulatory region binding
Source: RefSeq, a predicted model, not a curated record
CGUCCAUGCAUUUGCACAUCUCUAAAAUUUGGCUAAGACGCUAAACAACGCAAAAGGAGAGAAUGAAAAUUUUGCUUUAUCUUGCGCCAAAAUAUAAUUAAAAGCUAUAAAAACAAUUAAAUUCAGACUGAAACACAAAAAGCACUACUAACGAUCCGUAUAGCAGUGAACACAUACCAAGAAAACAAUAAUAAUAUCAAAAUAACAGCGCAACGCGGCAAAGCGUGCGAAAAAGAGUUCACUCAGAAGAAGGUGGAGUAGGAGGUGGACUUUGAAGGGAAUUAAAAGCAAUUCAGUAACGUAAACAGUGAGUUAAAAAUGUACAGCCACCAUUAAUACACAAUAAAAGUGGCGUUGGUUUCGGAUUACACUAAUUACGAUCGGUAUUUACAAAACAUGCAGCAAGUGGACGAUCCACCAUCGCUGCCCGUCGGCACCGAGGUGAGCGCCAAGUACAAAGGAGCCUUCUGCGAGGCUAAAGUCAGUAAAGUGGUUCGCAACAUCAAAGUGAAGGUUGCCUACAAACAGGGCCUCGGCUCAGGUAUCGUAUCGGACGAUGCUAUCAAAGCGACACCUGGCCAGUUGCGCGUUGGCGCCGUCGUUGAAGUGCGCCAUCCGGAUCGCAAGGAAAAUGUGGAGGCGACCAUUACCAAAAUCCAGGACUGCUCUCAAUACACGGUCGUCUUUGACGAUGGCGACAUCACAACACUGCGCCGAACAGCGCUUUGUCUAAAGAGUGGCAGGCAUUUCAAUGAGAGCGAAACAUUGGAUCAGCUGCCGCUAACACAUCCGGAGCAUUUUGGCAAUCCGGUGGUAGGCGGUCGUCGCGGACGACGCCGCGGCCAGUUGAACGAUGGCAGCUCCGACGAUGAUGACGAAAGCGAUGCCAAGGAAGUGGUCAACGAAAAGGAGGAGCACAUUGGCAAAGUGGUUUGCGUUGAAACCGAGUCCAAGAAGAAGGACAAAGAGAAAUGGUUUCCCGCCCUCGUUGUGGCCCCCACAGCGCAGGUCAGCAAACAGGCUACUGUGCGGAUACGCGUCAAGGACGAGUAUCUGGUGCGCUCUUUCAAGGAUGGACGCUACUAUACGGUGCCCAAGAAAGAGGCAAAUGAGUUUACUCGUGAAAUGGCCAGCAAACAGGACGUGCCCGCUGUGAAGGCAGCUUUCGAAUUUCUCGACAGCAGCACAUUGCCUGCCCACUGGGAUCGGGACUCGCUGUUCGGCCUGUCCAAUCUAACCAGCGAUGAUGAGGGCGAAAUUGAUUCGGAUUCAUCGGACGACGAGCCACACGAGGAGAAAGAUCGCUUCGUUGCACAGCUAUACAAAUAUAUGGACGAUCGAGGCACACCAUUGAAUAAGGUGCCAUCGAUACAAAGUCGCGACGUGGAUCUGUAUCGUCUGUUCCGGGCGGUGCAGAAACGCGGCGGCUACAAUCGCGUUACCACCAAAAACCAAUGGAAAGUCAUUGCCAUGCGCCUGGGCUUCACGCCAUGUACUCUGAGUGUCAUGAAUCUGGUGAAGCAGGCGUAUAAGAAAUUCCUACAGCCCUACGGUGACUUCCAUCGCAAACUCGGCUGCUCCAUGCUGAUGACAUCGCGCAAUUCGAAUCGCAGCAAGGGACGCAGUCUUGUGCGUGCCAAUUCGGUUGCAUCGCCCAAGCCGGCGGACACCACCAAAAUGGAAACCAUAAGCAAACUGGCGGUGGCCAAUCAGACAACGAUUGCCGCCAGCAGCAGCAGCAGCACCAGUGCUGCUGCAACAGCAACAGCAGCCAGCAGUAGCGGAAGUGCAGCAACUGCCACGCCCGUACGCGCCGCCUCAACGGCCUCACAGUCGGCCACUGAGGAGUCGGAGAAUACCAGCGAGUCAAGCGUGGUCGUGGAGCCAGUUAAGAAGCAGCGCAAAGCAUCCGCUGCCAGCAGCGGCAAAGUCAAAAGUCUAGUGGAAAAAUAUGAGGAGAAAUCAUCGUCCGUUUCGAGCAUUGGGCCAGUCGCAACGGCUGCCCUUAACACCUCCAAUGUCAGCAGCUCAUCGUCUACAUCGACAGCUGCAGCAGCAGCAGCUGCAGCAACAACAACAGCAGCAGCAGCUGCUGCCACUGUCAAAGCCGAAGCUGAGGCCGAUAUGCCACUGGCAAAGAUCAAGGCUGCGGCCGCAUCAACGCGCAACAGCAUCGACAAGGAGCCCAGCGCUGGUGGCAGCAAUGCAUCCAGCAAAGCAACCUCGGAAACGCAACGCAGUCGGGAUGCAUCACCCACAGCUGCAACUGGAACAGCACCAACUGCAGCGGCAACAGCAACAAACACAGCCGCCACCACGAAAAAGGAGAAACAUCAACAACGCAAACAGGUGGACAAAAACGAAGAGAAACGCGGCAAACGCAAAAAGGACGAAAUAACGGUCGAGAAAAUUGAUACAGGUGAUUUUAUAGUCGGCAUCGGUGACAAAUUGAAGGUCAACUAUCACGAAAAGAAAUCACCCAGCUCCCAUGGCAGCACCUACGAGGCGAAGGUCAUCGAGAUCAGUGUUCAGCGCGGCGUGCCCAUGUACUUGGUGCAUUACACCGGCUGGAACAAUCGCUACGACGAAUGGGUGCCGCGCGAACGCAUUGCCGAGAAUCUAACCAAGGGCUCCAAGCAGAAAACUCGCACCAUCAGCACAAGCAGUGCCAAUAGUGGCGGUGCACCCGCCCAAGCCUCCAACACCACUGGCAACAGCAAUAAUAAUAGCGGCGGCAGCAGCAGCAGCAACAGCGGUCCCAACACUUUGCCACUUAAAGAUGGCUCCGGCAAAGCGGAGCAACAGCAGCAGCAGCAACAUCCAACUGGGCCGGGCACGGGCGCCUCUCUGCUUCACGGCUUGACCAAGACGCCGACCUCAUCGGCGGCGCUCACAACCCAAUCGGGUGGCAAGCGUGGACGCGGACGCAGCGACUCCAUGCCGCCGCGUUCCACAACACCCUCGUCGGUGGCCUCGAAUUCGAGUCGCACCAAAUCGCCAGCUGCUUCGCAGUCGCAAGUGGCACUGAAGCAUAAGCGACCCACGCGAACGCUGCCAAUGAGCAGCAGCAACAGCAGUCAGGCUCGUCGCAUCUCUGCCUCUGCCUUCAUCUCGGCAAACGUUUCGGACGCCUCAAUGGGCAGCGAUAGUGACACCGAUUCCGAUGAGCCAGUGCGUCGUCCCAAGCGUCUCAGUGCCAAGGACGCACAGCAACAGAGCAAAGCAAAGGCAGCUGCGUUCAGUGGCAAAAUGGCGGCAACGAUCAGACGCGCCACUGGCAACGACGAGAGCGACGACGACGAUGACGAGGAGCAGCAGCCGCAGCAGCCGCAGCAGCAACAGCAACAGCCGCCGCCAAGCAAGCAACAGUCGCAGGCUGCCCAACAGCAGCAGACGUCGACCAUUCAGCGCCCGCGUGCCGGCAAUCGUGCAAUGAGCAGCGGCGGCGCCGGCAAGGGGCGCGACUACGAUCUCAGCGAGAUACGUUCGGAGCUUAAGGGCUUUCAGCCGCAGCUGCUGGAGCGCAAAGAUGCCAUCAAGAGCGAGCCGAGCGAUGUGCAGACCAAGCAGGAGCCCAAAACGGGCAGCUCGACUGAGCAAUCAUCCGAGACGGACUCUUACAUUGACGAGGACUCGCAGUCCUCCGAGAAGUUGCCCUAUCGCAAGCAGCAGCAGCAGCCGGCGUCGUCCAGCGAUAAGCGAAGGACUGCAGCAAAUGCAGCAGCAACUGCAGAGCUGCAGCAGCAGCAGCCACAUGCUGGCGACACAACGACCAAGAAGGAGUCCGAAAAGCAGCACAUCAAACAUGAAACAUUCGCUGGCGAGGAUCGUAAGCCAUUCAAGACGGAGCCCAAGGAUGAGCCGGCAAAGCCAUUCCGUAGCGGUGCCAACAUAAGGCACACAACAACAGCAACAACAUCCUCAAUAAUUGCACCGGCGCGUUUUGGCGCCAACAGCAGCAGCAGCAGCAGCAGCGGCAGCGGCAGCGGCAACAGCGGCAGCGUCGAUGGCAGCACAGCCAAACUAAUUUCGUUUAUUAUGGAGAACACGCUGACCUUGACAAAGAUGGAUAAAACUGAGACGCCAACGAGCUCAGUGGCAGCCACAGCAACUGCAACUGCAGCAGCAGCAGCAGGAGUAGCAACACCGUCGCCCGCCAUUAAGUCGGAGCUGGCAAAGAAGCAGCAGGCAUGCAGCUCCGCUGCCUUGGAUACUGGCAAGAAGUUUGCUGAGCCAGUGCUGCAUAAGGAGACGGCGACAUUAAAGGUGGAACUGCCCGCUGCCUGUUCGCCCUCCUCCUCCAGUUCGUCCUCCAGCUCGUUCUGCUCCAGCAGCAACAAUUCGGCAGCGACGUCCGCCAGUCUGAGCAGCUCGUCGGCCACACGCUCAUUGCCGGACAUGAGCAAGCUGGAGAUAAGCAGCGGCGCCACAACAGCAACGACAGCGGCCGCAGCAGCCACAGCCACAGCUGGCGCGAGCAAGGAGACGAAAUACAGCAGUAGCGUUGGAGCAGCUGCAGCUGCAGCUGGAGCUGGAGCGGGAGCUGCUGCUGCUGCUGCCGCCGUUGGCAGUGGCAUCAACAAUAGCAACAUAACUAGCGGCAUCAAGCUGCUCUCCUCGGAUGUGUACGAGUUCAAGGACACGGAGCCCUUCGAGUUCGAAAAACGCAUCUCGCCAAUGGCCGCCAUGAGCUGUGGCGGCACCUCGGGCUUUGCCAGCAGCAGCAGCAGCAGCAACAGCAGCAGCGUGCCACCAACGGCAGCGCUAGCGAUUGUCAGCGCUGCGGCACGCAAGCAGGCGCUGAAGGCAAUCGCCUUGGCGCAGAGCAUCGAACAGCAUCAGCUGCCACAUGCGGCACUCGAGCCGGCGUCGCGUGGCUAUGCAGCAGCAAAUGCAGCAGCAACUGUUGCCGGCGCCACAGCAGGCGUCGCCACGCCGGGCAAGGCCAAAAAACGCGGCUCGCCGCUCAAGGAGGCCAGCCUGACGACCGCGGAGAAGCCGAAGCAACUCAAAUUAGAGCAACAGGCAGCUACAGCUGCAGCUGCGCAAUCCUCGCCAGCAGCUAGUCCCAACAGUGUCAAGUCAACGUCUGGAGCUGGCAGCAAGACAGCAGGCAAUGCAGCCGGAGCAACAGCUGCCACAGCUACGGCCGGCGCACAGCUAACGCCGGGGCAUCCACAUGCCACGCCGUUCGAUGUGCUGCGCAAGUCGCCCAGCUUCAACUUGAAUAUAAUGGCGCUUAACGAGGAGCUCGCCCAGACGGUGCAGGAGACCACGCGGGCGCUAACUGAUGCACUGCAGCCGCCCACAACGCCAGCAACGCCACCGGCCAUAGCGCCAACUCUGACAGCAGCAGCUGGAGCUGGUGCUGGUGCUGGUGCUGGUGCUGGUGCUGGUGCUGGCUCGUCUGGAUCGGCUGUCUUUACGCCAGUCAUCGCUGUGCCCGUCUCACCCAAGCUCAGCACUCCGCCGCAGGCGCUGGGCGCGUCCAAGACAACGCCACAGCAGCAGAUUGUGGGCAGUCCCUUCAUGGAGACGCGCAACGUCUUUGAGCUGAGCACCUCGAACGAGGGCAGCGGCUACAGCUCCGGCGAAUCGAACAAGGAUAACAAGCUCGAGAAGCUGGAGAACGUUAAAAUACUGCUGGCGGGCACCGGGGCCGGUUCGUUCGAUCUGGAUGCGGUCAAGUACGAGCAGAAGCCCACCUCCAUAGCCGACAAAGUUCUCAAGGCGAUCAGCCAAAAGAAGGAGGAGGUGGAGCAAAGCAAAACCAAAAUCCAAGCGGAAAGCAAUGCGGACAAAGAGGAACAGCAGCAGCAGCAGCAGCAGCAGCAACCACUGCAUCCGAGCAGCCUUAAGCUGGAGCCGAGCGCCAACAGCUCGGCCCUAAAGCUGGACACAUUGAAGCUGCUCAGUGAGCCGCUCAAGGUGCAAACCGGAAGCGGUCUGCCGUCGGUGCUCAGCGAGCUGUAUCAUCGGACGAGCAGCAGCAACAGCCCUGAAACGAAAUCCAUUUUGGAGGCCUCGCUGCCGGCAAAGAAUAGCGAACUGAGCGAAACCAUACAGAAGCUCGAGUGCGCCAUACAGCAGCGCAAGACGCCAGUGGCGGGUCAGUCGCUGGCCUCAUCUAUAGCUGGAACGCCGCCGGUAACGGCAACGGUGAGCGGCAAUGCCCACUUCUCGGACGAGUCCAUGGAUAGCACCGACUCGGAGCAGCGCCUGGUUAUUGAGGACGUAAUGGCCGAGGAGCCUAGCACGGUUAGCGAACUGAAGAGUCCCAUGUCCGAGGCCUCGGGCAGCCUGACGGGCAGUGCGCCGGUCAAACUGGAGCUGGCUGCUGCGGGCAGCAAACAGCUGACGGGCGUCCAGGCGCCCAUACCAUUGAAGCCCAUGUUAUUGCUGCUGCCGGAUAUGCCGCACGGCAUAAACACCUUCCCCAGCAAGGAGCAAUCCGCAGCAGCAACAACUCCAACAGCAGCAGCAGCAGCAGCAGCGGCGGCACCAGCACCACCUGCGCUGCCACCUGGCGUGCCCAUUGUGCUGCCCGAAAUCCCCGUCUCCGUGGUGGUUGCGCUGCGUCACAGUCCCGGCAGCGCCAGUCCCGCCUCACCGAAGCCGGAACCGAAGCUGCCAUCCAAGCAGAUGCAGCCCGUCGACGAUGGUGGCUUGCUGCUGAAGCCGUUCACGGCACAGGCCAGUCCGCCGCUGCCCGAAGCACUGGCAAUGGCGCUGGCUGUGGAGGCCAAAGCUGUGCCAUCGCCGCUGCCACGUCCGUUCGGACUGCAGGCCAAGGAGCUGCCCAUGCAUGUCUCGCCCGCAGCUGGCAGUCCCUUGAUCAGCGAGGCGUCGCACAGCGAGGCGGCCAUCAAUCUGCUCUGCGAGGAGACCAUACCGGGCAGUCCGGCACCCACUUAUACCAUGAAAGACGAGCUGAGCAACGGUGCUGGAAACGCUGGCCUGGCGACAGCCACAGUUGCCAGCAGCGCUGCCACAAGCUCGCCCAUCUGCAGCUCAGCGCUGACCAUACCGGGCAUAUCGCCCUUGCCGCCGGACACGCCGCCGCCGCCGCGCGCCAAUCAGACGACUCUGGCCAGCCAGACAGCGCCGGCUGCUUCGGUGUCGCCCAACAGCUCACCGGAAUCGCCGGCCAGCCAGGAUGACAGCAGCGAGGAGACGGGCAGCAGCAAGAAGCACGCCGAACUCGAGAGCAACGUGCUCACUGGCAGGCGCAAGCGACGCGCCAAGGCAAGCGAAUCGAAUGUCCAAGCCGCUGUCUGUCAGUUCCUGGGCAAGCGGCGCCGGCAGCAGAUCAACAGCAUGCGCAAGACGGCAACAGCCACGACAGCUGGCUCCGAUACGGAUGACACGGCCGAAAAUGUUGUGACCACGCAGCGUCACAGCACACGCCAUCAACUGUUGCCGCAGGGACAGCAGCAACAGCUGCAGCAGCAGCAGCAGCAACAACAGCAGCAGGAGCAGCAUCAACAGCAGCAACAGCAACAAAUGCAGCAGCAGCAGCAGCAACAACAACAACAGCCGGCACAAGCAGUUGCCAAUGCAUCGGGCGUUAGACCUUGUCCCUACAACUUCCUAGUGGAAUUGGAUCCCUCGCUCAGCGCGGAGCAGUGUAUAUUGAUAUUGCGCAAACAGAUACAGGAUCUGCGCAAGGCCUACAAUAGCAUCAAGGGCGAGCUGGCAGUCAUCGAUCGGCGCCGCAAGAAGCUGCGCCGGCGUGAGCGCGAGAAGAAGCAGCAGCAGCAGCUGCAGAGCCAGCAGCAGGGCAAAGUCUGUGCAUAAGUAAAUGCAAUCGGGAAUGCAAUACACAUAUACAUAUACUUAUGUAUAUAUAUGGACACAUACGCUAUAUAGAUUCAAACAAUUGUAUAUUUGUAUCGAUUUAAGUCCGUUCCGCUCCGCGUUCGUUGAACUCUCCAGCUUCUACUUUCACUUGGCGCAAUUACUAUUAUUAUUACACUUAUUUUAUUAUACUUCUAUAUAUAUAUAUAUAUUUUUUUUUUUGCGUCUCAGUAGUUUGUAGUAAUUGCACUUGAAAGGAGUUAUGCAGCAUUUGAUGGCCCCCAAUCGGCGUCGCUAGCCAUUUUAAAUAUAAACAAAUACAUAACUAAAUGCAAUGAUAAAUACACGCAAAGAAUGUAAUAGAAUAAAUGUUGUUAUUGGAUUGGAUUAUGUGUGUGUGUCUGUCUGGUUAGGAGACCGAGUAGCCGCCCUCCAGGUUGAUGUGAUGGCCAUUGACGAAGCUCGACUUGCUGCUCAACA